AUCUGCCAGAGCAGUGUAUGCUAGCUGCAGCUAGCUUGUCUACGUCGUCAACAAGCGUCAACAACUAAAAAUCACUAAAACCUAUUUCAGCCCACUCUACUUUGUGUUCAAUGCCGUUAUGAAGAUCAGAGUGAAAAGAUUCUUGCCUCCUCUAUUUUACGGGGUUGUCGGCUACAUCGUGAUCAACAGUAUCAUCACAUUUUUACAAGACCUGCGAGGUAGCAGACAUGUUAGCUAUGAUCAAUACAGGAGACUGCUUGAGGAAAAAAGAAUGGACUUACCGGACAUGAGAUUUGAUAAGACAACAGAAGUGAAUGACAAAUUUUUGGAGGAGGACUGGUGGAAGCUGAUGGAAACAGUUCAAGCAGAACGAAAAUUCAGAUUAAGGAAAGUCUGUCAGUCCCUUUACAAUCGGUCGGUGCAAGAUCCUGCGUACCUUGCCUCACACAAAAACCAACUCCGCUCCCUAAUUGUGAAUGAGAAGUUCCACUUCAUCUACAGUAUUGUGUACAAGGUGGGCUCUACCAAUUGGGAACGGGUGAUAGUGCAAGACUUGGAGGGAUACUUGAACGUGCCAAAUCAGAAGCUUUACUCGCACAAAGCACUCCAGUGGAUGCCCAAGUACAGGGAAGAGCAGGUUAAAGUGCUCUUGGAGAACUACACUAAAUUUCUCUUUGUGCGGAAUCCGCUCUCUAGAAUACUCUCGGGCUAUCGGGAUAAAUUUGUGGAUCACAAAAAUUCAGUAUUUACCAGUCUAGCACGACGCAUCAUCAAGCAGCACAGGACCGGCUCGGCCGCUGAGAGCUCAAGCCAGAAUGUGACGUUUACGGAGUUCAUCUCCUACCUCGUCGAAUCGGCUGAAAACCGAGGGAAUCCGCACUGGAAACCGAUUUACACGCAGAAUUUGCCGUGCGAGAUUGACUAUGACCUCAUUGGGCAAUUGGAAGAUGCAAGCGAUGAUAUUCCCUACGUGCUUAAGAGGAUUGGCAUCUGGAAUGUAACUGAUUAUGGGAAAGGCCCGCCACGGAAGAAUACUGACGAGGAAUUGAUGAAGAGGUAUUAUUCUGAGGUGCCAACAAAGUUGUUGAAAGAGCUUUACAAUAUUUAUGAACCGGAUUUCCAUAUGUUUGGAUAUGCUAUGCCACUCUUUGUAUAGUUGCAAUUAUAUAAUAUUGAAUAACCUUGAGGGAAACAUCAAAUAUAUUGCCCGCAACAGAAUCAUAUUGGUCUCGAGUCUUGAGAUGAGGGCAAUAUAUUUGAUGUUUCCCAAGAAUACAGCCAGUCAAUGUUAUUAGUAUCCAAAUUAGGCAUUGAGAUCAAAGUUGCAUAGAGACAUUUUACCCAUAGGAUUAUAGUGUGGUGUGUUUAUACCAGGAGCUCAUAUCUUUGUGACAUGAUUAUCAAAUGUUAUGUUAUUGGUGCGUAGACAAUGUUUCAACGUCACGCGUAUCUCUUUCUACGCAUCCUCAGAUGCCCGGAUGCGAGUGUGGAAAAUAGAAAGGUACUGUAUUGUUUUCAUUGUCUUUGCAUGCAAGCUCAGUAAACGUGGUGAGAAACCGAACAAAGUACAAAGAGCAUAUACCCUUUUCCUUACCAACAUUCAUUAAAACAAGGGCAUUGCAAUUUUGUAAAUCACCAACUCAUUUGUCUGAUAUUGGUAGUAAUAAUUUGAUUUGUUUUGCUGUGAGAUAUUUGUUUUUACUAAAAUCAAUGAAUUUCCUGUAUAUCAUUAUAAGCUGAAUCCUGGCAAUGGAGGAAGAAAUUAUUUCUAAUUUGCUAUGCAGGAACUAUAAUGUAUAACUACUGUACCAAAGUUUUUUCUUAUGUCAAUGAAAUGUUACUUAAUAUGAUUACUGCCUUUUCAGAAAAAAUGUGUUCAGAAUCCAGUACUUCUAAUCUUUGAUUUGUCAGUAUUCAUUGUACUCAUGAGGUCGUUCUACAGUGCCUACUAUUUUACAGAAAGUGUUCAUUCUAAUUUUUUAUAGAACACUUAUAUUAAGUAUAAUAAAGCAUUACCAAAGAUUUUUUUUCUCAUAUUGUUGGCAUGAAUGUAUGUUGCUUAUGAUCAUUGCCUUUUAUGAAAUAAUGUGUUUAAGAAUUCAGUACUUCUAGAGUUAUUGAUGUUACAAUAUUUAAUAAUUCAUAUUGGUUCAAACCAAUAACAUGUACCUGAUGUUAUGCUAUAUCAAGUACUAUUUUAAAUUUGAUACUGUUCAGACUUCAGAAUGAUGGAAUAAUAAAGAUUUUUCCAAGAAAUCUAUGCAAUUUUUAAUGAUAUUAUUAUAAUAAAGUGUGCAGGUUAUUUUUUUACUUUUAUAUAUUUAUUCAUUUUGACAAUGCCAUGGUAUACAUGUAUUACAUGUAUGUACAUUUUAUGAUCAUUAUCAGUAGAUUGACUCUUAAU
This is a messenger RNA of Lytechinus variegatus (green sea urchin), 2404 nucleotides long. Its product is annotated as carbohydrate sulfotransferase 14-like. The coding region runs from base 119 to 1156 and encodes 345 amino acids. The transcript is spliced from 4 exons. Gene Ontology annotation, biological process: carbohydrate biosynthetic process. The record is from RefSeq and is a predicted model, not a curated record. NCBI's taxonomy places the organism in Eukaryota, Metazoa, Echinodermata, Echinoidea, Temnopleuroida, Toxopneustidae. Gene Ontology annotation, cellular component: membrane. Gene Ontology annotation, molecular function: sulfotransferase activity.